Messenger RNA from Danaus plexippus (monarch butterfly), 2916 nucleotides. RefSeq lists its product as uncharacterized. NCBI's taxonomy places the organism in Eukaryota, Metazoa, Arthropoda, Insecta, Lepidoptera, Nymphalidae. Gene Ontology annotation, biological process: positive regulation of transcription by RNA polymerase II; cell fate commitment; negative regulation of transcription by RNA polymerase II. Gene Ontology annotation, molecular function: zinc ion binding; RNA polymerase II cis-regulatory region sequence-specific DNA binding; DNA-binding transcription factor activity, RNA polymerase II-specific. The record is from RefSeq and is a predicted model, not a curated record.
GAGUGUUGUGUCGAUGUGAUUCAUUUGUUAAUUUCAUUAAGCCAACAAACAUCAACUGCCAACGUCGAUGUCUCAAUCCGUGUAACUUCUCCUGCCUCCUGACACUCGUGAUGGCCGCCGUCAUCGUUUUCAUUUGUGGUCGUCUCCCCGUUGCUCUCUUUAUAUCGAUCGCUUGCGUUUCAGUUUCGAUUUAAAAUGGAAAAUGUAUCUUCAAUGAUUCAAAGAAACGAAGAACAAAGAGGAGAGAACGCAGAGGCCCUACAACUUGUUAAAAAUGAGGAACGUUCGGAUAUGAGCAUCAACGACUCAAAUACAAAUGGCGAAGGAUUGUCAACAGUCGUAUCAGCGUCAGGAGCGGAAACGGGGGCCGAGCCACACUCAGUGAUCACAUCGAGGCGUGCUCAAAGAACGAUAACUACUGCGGGCCAUAUAACAGAUUCAACGGAUAUAAGCGACGACGGAGUCAAAGACGAACCUCCAGAACAACCGCCGCUGGAUCAUGACCAGAUGCAGUACCCGUCCAAGAUGGAGGAAGUCGAUCAACGCUCGAGCGCCACACAUUACGACGAAGAAAGGUUAAGACUGGCUGAGGCAGAAACGGCACGAUAUCUCGCUUUUAAACAGGAGCCCUACAGAGGUUUACAGUCUCCAUCUCCCGCCCCACAAGAUAAACGACCCCCGCAGUACUCACGACUACCUCCUCCGCGGCCUGCUUAUGGCCGAGGGCUGUCCCUGCGGUAUGGACCUCCUCACCAUGUGAUAGUAUCACAGGACGGAGAGCCCGAGGAACAUCCGCAUGAAGUUUAUCUGCAAAAAGAAAAAGAACAAUUACAGCAAGCAUACGUAUCAAACGAAGCGAACGCGCAGGAAAAUAGACAAUAUGCCGCCGUGCUCGGAGAUCAGGUAGCCGUCUCGUCAGCGCUGGAAAUGAUUCAAACGACAUCUUUGAGUAAUCAACAGUCGAUCGGAGUGGCCUAUCAACAGGUAAAGUAUGAAUCGAGAGGUGAAGCCGAGCCCCGGCCGACGACGUACGCCAGCCUACAACCGGUGACGUCGGUACAUAGCUCGAGCGGGUACACGUAUGCGGGACAGAGUCCUCAGUACGCGGCGGCCGGGUAUGGUGCUUACGGUGGCAGCAAAGAGCUGCUGACUCUGUACGGCGCGGGUGGUAGUGCGGGCGGGGCGCCGGGGGACGACUCGCCCCCGGGACAGCUGCUCUACCGCAGCGACCCCACGCUCUCCUCCUCGUCUCUGAACACGAGGGCGCACGUCGUCUACGGGUCCGUGGUUCCUCAGUCACAGACGGUCUACGAGACACCGCCCAGUCCAAACUCACAGCAGGUGACACUAUACACUCACGGGAAUACCGUCCAGUAUAAAGUGGGCGGCGAGCACUAUCUAGGACAGGGCAGCGGAGUGGAAUACGUCCCGGUGUCGGGUUACGAGGGAGGUCUGCUGGUGGAGAGCUACCCUGCCGCGCCUCAACCCUGGCCAGCACACAACAUACUUAAUAUAGAUGAUGGAUUCGAUCCCAGCAUGGCUGGUAUGGGGGAGGUGAAGGAGUGCGUGAACUGUGCGGCGGCCACGACUCCUCUCUGGAGAAGAGACGGCACCGGUCAUUACUUGUGCAACGCCUGCGGGCUAUACACCAGAAUAAAUGGCGUCAACCGACCACCACUGAAAGGACAAAAGACGAAGCCACAACAGGCUCUCCCUACUAACGGCAACCGUCGUGUCGGAGUGACCUGCGCCAACUGCCGCACCUCCAACACGACUCUCUGGAGGAGAAACAACAACGGCGAACCCGUCUGUAACGCGUGUGGCCUCUACUACAAGCUGCAUAAUGUCAACCGUCCGCUAAGCAUGAAGAAGGACGGCAUCCAGACGAGGAAGCGCAAGCCGAAGAGCAUGGGCGGCGGCGGGGCCUCGGGCGUAGCGCGCGGUGCUCUGACCGUGGAGGCACACUCGCACAAGGUGCUGCCUCCUCUGUUCGCGGCCGUGGAGGGCGCGGCGCCUCUGCUGCUGUUGCCCGCGCCCCCCGCAUCCCCCGCAAUCCCCGCGGGCCCACGGCGGGACCUCCCGCUAUCAACGCUAGAUGGCGCCGCUGGAUCGGGUCUCUACUCGAGCUCGGGACUCGGUCGCCCUCCAUAGUGGCCCUCCGUCAUGGUGGGUGAUGGGAACCGUGGUGCCCCGGCCGUCCGACCGGCAAGGCUCGCUGAUCUAGGUCACUCUAUUAAUAAUUAAACCAAAUACCACAAUAAUAUUUAUAGUUAAGGACUUGAGUACAUCCCGGUGUAUUAGGUUGAAUGAAAGUAUAUUUUGUGUUCUGCAUAUUUGAAGCGUUUCACACACUUAGCUAUAGAGCCAAAGAUAAUUUGUAUGAAGAUAAGUUUGCUACUUAUGUAUAGAAAAAAAAUUACGACAAUGAAUGUCACUUUAGUAAAGAUUCAACUAAACUGAGGGAUUGUUAUAUAAUGCUGAGUGGGUGGUGGGUUAUGAUAUAAUAUAAAGCUCCGUGUGCUCAACAAGCUUAUCCCAGAUCAUCCUAGCUCAUCCUAGCUCAUCCUAGCUCAUCGUCCUCCUCAAAUGUAAGACAAUGUAAAUACGUGUUUGUUGCGGUGACAACACAAAGUAAACUAAUUUUUUAGAUGAUAGGUAAAUACUUUAUUACGAAUUUAUUAAUAUAUUUAUACUAAGUUAUAGACAACUUUUUGUUGUGUCUGUGUCUGUGUUUGUUAGUAUGUGUGUGUGCGUGUGUGAAUAUGUGUGUGGGUGUGGAGGUGUCUGUGUGUGUAUCUGUGUCUCUAUCAACACUUUAAAUUAUCCAAUAUAAGGUGCACGAACGAGGUCUUUUCAUAACAGUCUAAAGUGUAUUUUGUAUUUUUCUUUUUACUUAUAAUAAACAUCUUGCCAAGG